AUGGAAAGAAUGUAUUUCAAUCAAGACACUCUUUUCAUCAAAGACCCAAAUGAGAAAAUCCAAAAAGCAGUCAAUGAUUUACUGAGAGGAAUCAAAAUCAAUCAAAGCACAGGAAGCAUCACUUUGAAUGCUGAGACUGCCCCCAAAAGGUUUUCUGAGUUGAAAGAAGCUUUCCUGUCUGAAUCUGAAUACCAUCAAGCUGCAUUGGAUGGUAAUGACAUGAAAACUAACAAAAAAGUAAGGAUGGACACCAAUUUUGCUCAGAAGUUUCAUGCCAAAUCUGUGAAUGAGUUUUUAGAAGUCAAGAAUCUGUGGUUAAACUUCUGGGAAAAGCAGCACAACAUCAAACUGGUUGAUCUGAACUUUGCAAUUGAACUGCUGGCAAACAAUGAGUUCCCGUUGGAUCUUCUUGAAAUGACCUAUCCAUUGUUUCUCUUUUACAUUCACAUGUUUUUCAUUGUCAUUGGACCACCAAUCAGAUCAUUGGCUAAUGAUCAGCGCAACAAUGACAGAAAUAUUGCAGAACUGUUGAAAAAGGCAAAGAGAAUCUUUGAGGAAUUUGCGACUUCUGGCUCUUUAAGAAAAUAUGCACAGAGGAAUGCAACCCGGCAGGUCCCCUCUGUGGCAUGGUACUGCUUAGAAAAUUGGAUGAAGGAGUCUGGCAAUGAACAAUUGAUGAAGAUUGCUUUUGGAGGAAAGAAAAAUCUGAGAACCCCUUUCAAAAUCUUUUUCAAUACAAUCUUUAGAGCCUCAAUCUCGCAGUUGAACACCCACCUGACUAUGUUUGAAGUUUAA
Puccinia triticina is the source of this 795-nucleotide messenger RNA. RefSeq lists its product as uncharacterized. Lineage: Eukaryota; Fungi; Basidiomycota; Pucciniomycetes; Pucciniales; Pucciniaceae. The coding region runs from base 1 to 795 and encodes 264 amino acids. The transcript has a single exon. The record is from RefSeq and is a predicted model, not a curated record.